AGCCACUUUGGCUCCAGCGCCACGCCCCCCGCUGUUCGCUGCCCAGCCAGCUCGGCCGACAUGCGGCACCGGCUGAGAUGCGGCGGGUCCCCUUCUGUGCCCUCGUUGCAGCGGUUGUCAGCCUCCUGCCGGGCGGCGCGGCGGGCAGCGAGGACGUAGUGCUCAACGCCCAGGUCGCGAUCGGAAAGAGGUGCUCCGGCAGGCUUCACGGUGAGGUUGACAAGAGUGAAGCCCGCGUUCAGCUUGAGCAGACGGGGGGUGCGCUUAAGGACUUAGUCUUCACGACGCUGAACAGCACACACGUCGGUGAUUCGAUUGUCGGGAACCUCUUCGCACUAAAAGGGUCAAUGCUGAAGUCGUCACUGCUGAUGUGCACUGGACUGGUCAUGCUCAUCCUGAUGCUCACCGUGUUCCCCUGCUGCCACCUGGCGAUCUGUCUGUGCAGCACCUUUGGCUGCUACCAGCGGUACCGCGGCCCGAAAACGCACCGAUGCUUCAGCGUGUUCGCCUGCCUCACCAUGUGCGCAGGCGGCGUGCUGCUUGUCUGUUCUGCGGGCAGGACCUUGCGGGCCUACGGCGACGUGUCCCACGGGGUGGACAACCUGGCCUGCACGUCUGCCAGGGUGGUCAACGGGACCCUGAGCAUGGUGGACCACGUUGCCGGACGGUUCGAGGACAUAGGAGAGAGCUUCGAGGCAACAUCCGACUUCGUCACAAGCAUAAGAGGCAUCCUGGAGGGCACGGCCCAGGUUCCGGACGCGAUCAGAACGGCGCGCAAUACCCUCGAGCUGUUCAGGAGCGUGCUCGAGCUCGAGGACAAUACGAACCCUCGGGACGGAGGCGAUCCACUCCUGCACGUCUGCAUCACGUGCGAGUCGAUGGCGACCCUGCUAGGUACCGCAGCCUCGGCACUCGACGAGGGCGUGGGCUCCGCGCUCUCCGAUGCCCGAGGUGAGGUGGAGGGGCAGCUCAGCGAGGAGAACUUGGAGCAGAUGCGGGAGGCCCUCCGGAAUGGUAUUCAAGACGCCGCCGGCGAAUCACCGCGGCCCCCCUGCCGCUCGGAGACGCCCAGUGUGGCCUGAACUGGACUACACCUGUCUCAGGCGGAGGCUAUCGAUGGACACGGAUCCGCAUACAGUCAAUCCGCAUAGUAAGGAUUGGCAACCUUCCCAAGGGUACCCUUGC
Molecule: messenger RNA, 1185 nt
Organism: Prorocentrum cordatum
Lineage: Eukaryota; Dinophyceae; Prorocentrales; Prorocentraceae
Source: the annotation of a GenBank genome assembly